AUGUACAUCAAGUCGUUGGUCUUAGACGGCUUCAAAUCCUACUGUCAGCGAACUGAAAUCAACGGAUUUGAUCCCCAAUUCAAUGCUAUAACCGGAUUAAAUGGAUCUGGAAAGUCAAAUAUCUUGGAUGCAGUUUGUUUCCUCUUAGGUAUCACCAAUUUGUCCCAGGUUCGUGCCGCCAAUCUACAAGAGCUUGUGUACAAAAGUGGCCAGGCCGGGAUUACCAAAGCCACAGUGAGCGCGGUGUUUGACAAUUCGGACAAAUCACAGUCCCCGUACGGCUACGAACAGUUUGAUGAGUUGACAAUCACCAGACAGAUUGUAGUUGGUGGGAAGAAUAAAUAUCUCAUCAACGGAACCAAUGCAACCAAUACGCGUGUGCAUGACCUGUUUCAUUCAGUACAGCUGAAUGUGAACAAUCCGCAUUUUUUGAUUAUGCAAGGUCGUAUCACGAAAAUAUUGAACAUGAAACCACCAGAGGUUUUGUCACUGUUAGAAGAGGCGGCCAGCACCAAAUUGUACGAGCACAAGAAAGAAGUCGCUUUAAAAACGAUUGAGAAGAAAGAUAGUAAAUUGCGGGAAAUCGAUCGAGUACUACGUGAGGAUAUCAAUCCCACCAUUACCAAACUGCGAGAGGAGCGUAGUAGUUAUUUGGAAUACCAAAAGGUCGUCAGGGAAAUCACCUAUUUGGAAAAGUUCAUUAUCGCAUAUGACUUCACAUGUUUGGAGGAAGCGAAAAAUCGUACCAAGGGUGGUCUAGCCGCAUUGGAAAAAUCUUUGGUAGAUGAACAAUCCAAACUUGAACAACAUCAGGGCGCAGCCCUCGAACAGCUAGAAUCCACGAUGUCCGCUUGUCAGAAAACUGAAGCGGUUGCCAAAGGUGCGGCCAGUCGCACGGCAGAAAGCGUCCGCGGAGCAAAACAACGAGUGAAAAAUUUGGAGGCACAACGCGCUGAGGCGGAAGAACAGUUGGCCGCAAAACAUCAGGCGGCAGAACGUGCUGCUGGUGUGGAAUUUCAGGCUAUUCAAGCGGAUGCCGAAGAGGCCAAAUCAAAGUUAGAGGCGGCUCAGCGACGUUUACAGGCGGCUAAUUCUGGUUUGUCCAGUGGCGAAGAUGGCGUGGCUGCCAGUCUUGCCGAACAAGCUCGAAUGGCUGACGGGGAAAAGUGUUCUGCGCAAACGGAACUUCGUCAAUUGGAAAUGCGACAAAAACACUUGCGUGGUGAAUUGACCAAACAAGAAGCCGCGGUGGCCAAAGUGUUCGGCAGGCUGAGUGCAGACGGAGGAAAGUCGAAAGAGGAGAUUGAACAACAACGCCUUUCUGAGGAGAUUGAACGUCUGACUCAACGACUUUCUCGAGCUGAGUCUGAUGACAAAGCUGUGGGCAACGAGGGGACCAUAAGUGAACGUCAGUUAACCCUAGUCAAAGAAGCUCGGGAAGCACGUCAUCAGGCGAAUUCCGCUGCCACACAAUUUCCACACCUACAGUUUGAUUACACCCAACCGGAACCAAAUUUCGAUCGGCGUCGAGUCUACGGUCCAGUGGCCAAGCUGAUUCAGGUCAAAGAUUUGAAGUACGCAACCGCACUUGAAGUCGCCGCCGGUCCCAAGCUCCACAACAUUGUGGUUUCAUGCGACAGAACGGGUAAAUUGCUCCUUGAACGUGGUCAACUUCGACGUCGCGUAACCAUGUUACCGUUGAAUCAAAUCCGUGGUUCCGUCAUUCCGCCGGCUGUGGUUAAUCGGGCUGAGUCGGUUGUUGGUGCGACGAAUGUGGCCACUGCCUUGUCCCUGGUUACGUAUCCACCGGAAUUACAACCCGCUAUGGAGUAUGUGUUUGGCAAUGUUCUCGUCUGUCCCGAUUUGGAUACGGCCCGUAAAGUGGCAUUCCAUCCGGGUGUGGAACGUCGUACAGUUACACUUGAGGGAGACGUAUUUGAUCCGCAGGUACUGUGGAACAUUAUCCGNUCCGGUGGUAGUCGUGCACCCGCAGCAGACAGUUUGCUAGCCAGGUUAGCUCGUUGGCAUCAGCUAGAGAAUUUGGCCAUCAAAGCCGAAGAAGAGGUCACUCGAGGCGAGGCCAAUCUACAGGAGGCAAAAAAGCGUGCCCAGGACAUCGCCCAGCUUCGGGAAGCGCUUGAAACUGCACGGCAUAAGUUGGGCAUCCUCGAGGCUGNAGCUGAGACAAAACGAUCAGCAUCGUCUGCGUGCGGAUGAGCACGUCUGUGUAUCAUGCUUGUCAUUCACUCCUUUGUCUCCUUCACUUAUUUGUCGAAACGAACAACAGGUCAAGUGGAAGGAGCCUUGAAGGAAGCACAAGCUCGUCUUAAACGAGCCUGUCAACGAGCAGAUCAGGCACACGCGAAGAUGGAGAACGCGGCAGCCGAACGGCAACGGGAACAGCGUGAGGCGGAGGCCGCGCUGAGUCAAGCGAAGAAACAGGUAGAAGCCACAGCCGCAGCUCUGCGUGAGAAGACCGCUGUGAAGGAAACGUUGCGUUUGGAAGCAGAGGAUUUGGCUAAAGAGUUGAAUACGCUUACGAUCACACUUCAAGAGGCGAAUAAAGCGUUGGAAGAGGCGACUGCUGAGGCCGAUCGAUGCGCACAAGAAUCGAAAGCGGCAACUGCUGCUUUGAAGGAGGCUCGCGAGGCAGUCAAUCGACAACGGGCCUUGAUCGACGAAAUGGUGAAAGCACUGGCAGCCGCUGAGAAACAGGGUAAUCAUUUGGUCCAAUCGGUUCAUCAGACCACCGCUCAAAUUGAAAAAUUGAGUCACCAAUUGGAAGUGCAGACCAAAGAGAGUGAAGAAGCUGGAAAUAAGAUUGCUCGUUUGCUGGAAACACAUCCGUGGAUAGCGGAGGAACGUCAACACUUUGGUGUUGAGAACGGCGCGUACUGUUUCACCAGUCGUAAUCCGACGGAAGCACGUAACCGUAUUCAAGCUUUACGGGAACGUCGUGAUCGGCUUAGCAGAACCGUGAAUAUGCGUGCAAUGAAUAUGCUGGGAAAUGCGGAGGAACAAUACGCCGAGUUGGUCAAAAGACAGGAAAUUGUGUUGGCCGAUAAACGAAAAAUCCAAGCGGUCAUUGAUGAUCUGGACAAACGGAAACGCCAGGUAUUGAUGAGCGCGUACAAUAAAGUGAAUGAG
Messenger RNA from Echinostoma caproni, 3147 nucleotides. Lineage: Eukaryota; Metazoa; Platyhelminthes; Trematoda; Plagiorchiida; Echinostomatidae. The record is from the annotation of a GenBank genome assembly.